Molecule: messenger RNA, 225 nt
Organism: Volvox carteri f. nagariensis
Lineage: Eukaryota; Viridiplantae; Chlorophyta; Chlorophyceae; Chlamydomonadales; Volvocaceae
Exons: 1
Cellular component (GO): membrane
Molecular function (GO): electron transfer activity
Source: RefSeq, a predicted model, not a curated record
CUUCAUCAGUACGGUAGUACUAACCCACUAGGAGUUAAUGCGCAAAGCAGCACCUUAGCUUUCGGCCCAUACUUUGGACCUAAAGAUUUGUUAGGUGUCUUAUUUUUAGCGUUAUUUUUUAGCGUUCUAGUAUUUUUUUAUCCUGAUUUGUUAGGUCAUCCAGAUAAUUUAAUUCCUGCAAAUCCAUAUUCAACUCCACAACAUAUUGUACCUGAAUGGUAUUUC